Molecule: messenger RNA, 498 nt
Organism: Debaryomyces fabryi
Lineage: Eukaryota; Fungi; Ascomycota; Pichiomycetes; Serinales; Debaryomycetaceae
Exons: 1
Coding region: 1-498 (165 amino acids)
Source: RefSeq, a predicted model, not a curated record
AUGUCAAAUCAAUAUGUUUAUAACAGUUACCAACAACUGUAUUCCCCUUCCAUUCCGAACGGAAGUCUUCAUGUUGGAACCAGUCCAACAUUUGCAAAUUUGAAUUAUAAUACACCAAGCUCAGCAGAAUCUUCUGCAAGUUCUACAUCUAGCUCUUUGGGAUCUACAGUUACCAGUAACUCGUCCAACUAUUCGUUCCAUACACCAAGAUUAAGAUACUACUUAUCUAAGUCAUUUGACAUCGAGGAUGACAUGGAAUUUUGUCCUGACAUUCCUGAGAUCGCAGGAAAUAGCCCACCGGCCAAGAGAUUUAAUCCUUACACCGCAUCUGUGUUUUCUCCUGUCAUUCAACCCGAAAGCAAUCAUGAACCCAUGUCUCCCAUGAACAGUGGUGCGCAGUCUCCUAGAGUCCACACACCAAGAAUCAAGAAGCCGUUGGAAAUUGUCAAUCCCCAAACAAAGAUGCGUGUAAGUUCUCCUGCUAUCCACAAUAAGUAA